Cavia porcellus (domestic guinea pig) is the source of this 6294-nucleotide messenger RNA. It is a transcript of the gene Sik3, whose product is annotated as SIK family kinase 3. The transcript is spliced from 25 exons. Gene Ontology annotation, biological process: intracellular signal transduction; protein phosphorylation. Gene Ontology annotation, cellular component: cytoplasm. Lineage: Eukaryota; Metazoa; Chordata; Mammalia; Rodentia; Caviidae. Gene Ontology annotation, molecular function: ATP binding; protein serine/threonine kinase activity. The coding region runs from base 158 to 4090 and encodes 1310 amino acids. The record is from RefSeq and is a predicted model, not a curated record.
GAGCGGAGCUGGCGGGGCUGCCGGGGCCGCGGCAGGGGGAGCCGGCCCGGCGGGCCGCCUGCUGCCUCCGCCCGCGCCCGCGCCCCCGGCCGCCCCCGCUGCCGUGGCCCCUGCGGCCGGCCAGCCGCGUCCCGCAGCCCCAGCGUCCCGCGGGCCGAUGCCGGCGCGCAUCGGCUACUACGAGAUCGACCGCACCAUCGGCAAGGGCAACUUCGCCGUGGUCAAGCGGGCCACGCACCUCGUCACCAAGGCCAAGGUUGCUAUAAAGAUCAUAGAUAAGUCCCAGCUGGAUGAGGAGAAUUUGAAGAAGAUUUUCCGGGAAGUUCAGAUUAUGAAGAUGCUUUGCCACCCGCACAUCAUCAGGCUGUACCAGGUUAUGGAGACAGAGCGGAUGAUUUAUCUGGUGACAGAAUAUGCUAGCGGAGGGGAAAUAUUUGACCACCUGGUGGCCCACGGUAGAAUGGCAGAGAAGGAAGCCCGUCGCAAGUUCAAGCAGAUCGUCACAGCCGUAUAUUUUUGUCACUGCCGGAACAUUGUUCAUCGCGAUUUGAAAGCUGAAAAUUUGCUUCUGGAUGCCAAUCUGAACAUCAAAAUAGCAGAUUUUGGCUUCAGUAACCUCUUCACCCCUGGGCAGCUGCUGAAGACCUGGUGUGGCAGUCCUCCCUAUGCUGCACCAGAGCUCUUCGAAGGAAAGGAGUAUGACGGGCCCAAAGUGGACAUCUGGAGUCUUGGAGUUGUCCUCUAUGUGCUGGUGUGCGGCGCGCUGCCGUUUGACGGGAGCACACUGCAGAACCUGCGGGCCCGGGUGCUGAGUGGAAAGUUUCGCAUCCCAUUUUUUAUGUCCACAGAAUGCGAGCACUUGAUCCGCCACAUGCUGGUGUUAGACCCAAGUAAGCGCCUCUCGAUGGAGCAGAUCUGCAAGCACAAGUGGAUGAAGCUAGGGGAUGACGAUCCCAACUUUGACAGGUUAAUAGCUGAAUGCCAACAACUGAAGGAAGACAGACAGACAGACCCCCUGAAUGAAGACGUCCUCUUGGCCAUGGAAGACAUGGGACUAGACAAAGAGCGUACACUGCAGUCAUUAAGGUCAGAUGCCUAUGAUCACUAUAGUGCAAUCUACAGCCUGCUGUGUGAUCGACAUAAGAGACAUAAAACCCUGCGUCUCGGAGCACUUCCUAGCAUGCCCCGAGCCAUGGCAUUUCAAGCACCAGUCAAUAUCCAGGCAGAGCAGGCCGGAACGGCCAUGAACAUCAGUGUUCCCCAGGUGCAGCUAAUCAAUCCGGAGAACCAGAUUGUGGAGCCGGAUGGGACACUGAACUUGGACAGCGAUGAGGGUGAAGAGCCCUCUCCUGAGGCCUUGGUCCGCUAUCUGUCAAUGAGGAGGCACACAGUGGGUGUGGCUGACCCGCGCACGGAAGUUAUGGAAGAUCUGCAAAAGCUUCUACCUGGCUUUCCUGGAGUCAACCCCCAGGCUCCGUUCCUGCAGGUGGCCCCGAACGUGAACUUGAUGCACAACUUGCUGCCCAUGCAAAACUUGCAGCCAACUGGGCCGCUUGAGUACAAGGAGCAGUCUCUGCUACAGCCGCCCACUCUACAGCUGCUGAAUGGAAUGGGCCCCCUUGGCCGGAGGGCAUCAGAUGGAGGAGCCAACAUCCAGCUCCACGCACAGCAACUGCUGAAGCGCCCACGGGGACCCUCCCCACUUGUCACCAUGACACCAGCAGUGCCAGCAGUUACCCCUGUGGACGAGGAGAGCUCAGAUGGGGAGCCAGAUCAGGAAGCUGUGCAGAGGUACUUGGCAAAUAGGUCCAAAAGACAUACACUGGCUAUGACCAACCCUACAGCUGAGAUCCCACCGGACCUACAGCGGCAGCUAGGACAGCAGCCUUUCCGUGCCCGGGUCUGGCCUCCUCACCUGGCACCUGAUCAGCAUCGCUCCACCUACAAGGACUCCAACACCCUGCAUCUCCCUACGGAGCGUUUCUCCCCUGUGCGCCGGUUCUCAGAUGGGGCUGCAAGCAUCCAGGCCUUCAAAGCUCACCUGGAAAAAAUGGGCAACAACAGCAGCAUCAAACAGUUGCAGCAGGAGUGUGAGCAGUUGCAGAAGAUGUAUGGAGGGCAGAUUGAUGAAAGAACCCUGGAGAAGACCCAGCAGCAGCAUAUGCUAUACCAGCAGGAACAGCACCAUCAAAUUCUCCAGCAGCAGAUUCAAGACUCUCUCUGUCCUCCUCAGCCUUCUCCGCCUCUUCAGGCUGCGUGUGAAAAUCAGCCAGCCCUCCUCACUCACCAGCUCCAGAGGUUACGGAUCCAGCCUUCAAGCCCACCCCCCAACCACCCCAACAACCAUCUCUUCAGGCAACCAAGUAAUAGCCCUCCCCCUAUGAACAGUGCCAUGAUUCAGUCUCACGGUGCUGCAGCUCCCUCCCAGUUCCAAGGCUUACCCUCCCACAGUGCAAUCUUCCAGCAGCAGCCUGAGAACUGUUCUCCUCCUCCCAGUGUGGCACUAACCUGCUUGGGCAUCCAGCAGCCUACCCAGUCACAGCAGGUGACCAUCCAAGUACAAGAGCCAGUUGACUUGCUCAGCAACAUGCCAGGGACGGCUGUGGGCUCCACCGGGCGGGGCAUCUCUAUCAGCCCCAGUGCCAAUCAGAUUCAGAUGCAGCACCGUUCCAACCUGAUGGCCACCUUCAACUAUGGGCACCGACCCUUGUCCAAGCAGCUCAGCGCUGACAAUGCAGAGGCCCAUAGCUUGAAUGUGAAUCGGUUCUCCCCUGCUAAUUACGACCAGCCUCAUUUACAUCCCCAUCUGUUUUCGGACCAGUCCCAGGGUUCCCCCAGCAGCUACAACCCUUCACCAGGAGUGGGGUUCCCUCCAACCCAAGCCUUGAAGGUCCCUCCACUUGACCAACUCCCCACCUUCCCUCCCAGUGCACAUCAGCAGCCACCACACUAUACCACAUCAGCACUACAGCAGGCCCUGCUGUCCCCCACACCACCAGACUACACCAGACACCAGCAGGUACCCCACAUCCUUCAAGGACUUCUCUCUCCCCGGCAUUCGCUCACUGGCCACUCAGACAUUCGGCUGCCUCCAGCAGAGUUUGCACAGCUUAUUAAAAGGCAGCAGCAGCAGCGACAGCAGCAGCAGCAGCAGCAGCAAGAGUACCAAGAAUUGUUCAGGCACAUGAACCAAGGGGAUGCCGGGAGUGUGGUCCCCAGCCUCGGGGGCCAGAGUAUGACAGAGCACCAGGCUUUAUCCUAUCAAAGGUCUGACUCCUAUAACCAUCACCACACCAGCCCCCAGCAUCUUCUGCAAAUCAGGGCGCAAGAAUGUAUCUCCCAGGUGUCCUCGCCUGCCCCGGCCCAUGGGUAUGCUCAGCAGCCGGCGCUCAUGCACUCAGAGAGCAUGGAGGAGGACUGCUCGUGUGAGGGCGCCAAGGAGGGCUUUCUGGACAGCAAGAGUUCAAGUUCAUUGACCAAAGGUUGCCAUAACAGCCCUCUACUCUUGAGUACUGGUGGACCUGGGGAUCCUGAAUCUUUGCUAGGAACUGUGAGUCAUGCCCAAGAAUUGGGGAUACAUCCCUAUGGACAUCAGUCAACUGCUGCGUUCAAUAGGAAUAAGGCACCCAGCCGAGAGUCUGUCAUAGGGAACUGCAUGGAUAGAAGUUCUCCAGGACAAGCAAUGGAGCUACCAGACCACAAUGGGCUCGGGUACCCCACACGGUCCUCAGUCAAUGAGCACCACAGGCCCCGCACCCUCCAGAGACACCACACAAUCCAGAACAGCGAUGAUGCUUAUGUGCAGCUGGAUAACUUGCCAGGAAUGAGUCUUGUGGCUGGGAAAGCACUUAGCUCUGCCCGGAUGUCAGAUGCAGUUCUCAGUCAGUCUUCACUCACGGGCAGCCAGCAGUUUCAGGACGGGGAGAGUGAGGAAUGUGGGGUGAGUCUGGGAGGUCACGAGCACCCAGACCUGAAUGAUGGCAGCCAGCAUUUAAACUCCUCUUGCUAUCCAUCUACGUGUAUUACAGACAUUCUGCUCAGCUACAAGCACCCUGAGGUUUCCUUCAGCGUGGAGCAGGCUGGCGUGUAACAGGAAACAAGAGAUUGUGUACAACUUGGGAAUGAGAAGGUUGAUUUUAAACCAACAGUAUCUAGCAGCACUGCGCCAAAUUGCCAUUGUGUUUCUCUCCACCCGGAACACCAUGGCCGCUGCCCUACCACGCAUCAGUAUGCUGUCCUUUGGGGUCCGAAGGGGGCUGCCAUGUUUGCUUGUAUGACCAAGUCACCAAGGAAAUAAACAGGAAAUCCAUGUUCUCCAUCUUUCGUGAAAGUGUAUUUGGUGUAUUUGAGUUGGUGGGUGUUUCUGUUUGUUUGGUUUUUGGGUUUGUGCAUUUUUUGCUUUGCUCUGUUUGCAGUACUGUCUUUUGAAGGUGGUAGCUUCCCUUCCGCAUCCCUCCCUGCCGCUCUUGGCUUCUUCCUUUCUUUUGUGGAUGUAUGUAUCUGUGGCUUCCUUAUCUUCUCUCCCCUCCUCUCUGCAUCCCUCCCCCCCCCCUUCUUCUCCGUCUCUCUCUCUCUGUCUCUUUUUGCUUUUGAGACAUUAAGCCAGCAGUUAGUUCAGUGGCCUGGCCCCUCGGGCCGCACCCCCUGCACCCCUCUUCAUCUGAGCACCCUCUGUUCCCCUGCCUGCUCCUCCAUGGGUGCAAACAGAAGAGAACAGUUCUACAGUCUCAGUGGCAGCGAAAAGGAGAAGAGCAGAGGUGAUGGUGUCUGGCCCUUAGCAGAGGAGAGCGGAGAGGAACAGACUGAGAGCGGCCCAAGUCUGGAACCUGGAGCUCUGCUCUGCUGCUGGGCUCUACCGCAAACACUCGCAGCCCAGCAUCGAGGCCGACGGUGGCCUGGCCGACAGGCUGUCACCUGGGUCUCAGCUUGAACCACUCUGGCAUAUAACGCAGCUCCCCUUCAGCAGCCUGCAGAGUUGGUCGCCUUUCCAUCCUGCUGGUUUACCCUGGACUGAAACCCAACGCUGGUGUACUAUGCUUUCUGUGUCAUCUUUCAUUCUCAUUUUAUGAUGUGCUCUAGAGAGGAGCUUUGGACAUGGACGCCUUCCCUUCAGCCUUUUUGUCACAGGAGGUUGCAGUGGGUCCUGACUCAACCUCUCCCCGACCCUCCAACCCCUUUAGUUCACCGUGUAGGGAUUAUUUUUGGUAAAUGUCAAUAUUAUUGUUAUUAUUAAAGACAAAAAGAAUUUUUGUUUAAAGGAGAAUAUUUAAUCCGAUUCUGUUCUAUCUGAGCUGUGACUUGCACCUGUUGUUCAAAGCAUUUUCUUCUGGCCUUGUAACCGUGAGCCGCGCCUUAGUGACAGUGGCAGAUACAGUGGCCCCGUCCCCCUGCUGAAGCAGCGCAUAUGCAGUAGCUCUUGUUUAUCCCGUUACCUUUAUUUCCCUUCACCAUUAGAAACCAAAGUCUUCUCUGCUGGCCGGGGCUAACAGAUCUGAGUUAUCUCCUUCAAAACCAGAGAGACACGUUGCCUGUCGUAACUCUUGACCCUUUUACUGGGAAGGAGAGUGAAAGGUCCCGCGCCGCUGCCGCCGCUUCUUUUAUCCUGAAUUUGCACAGAAGAAAGCGGGUGCCCGUGGCGCCAUCCUGACGCUGCUGGCAGGGUCGCUGGGCAGGUUGUCCUCCGCUGACACCGGCACUCAGCUCCAGCACCCACUGUCCCUCAAGCGCAUUUCUACAAUGCAAGAGCCUUCUGGAGAUCUGCCCACGUUCCCACGGCCCUGACUCCCCUCCUCUUGUAGGGAUCGCCAAGUGCUCACUAGAAGGGAGUUUACUCACCAAGUGAGCCCUGGAAGCUGUUGCUGACUGCCGGGGCUGCUUCCCGCUUGGAUGUCCCCUGACUCGCCCUCUGCUAGCACGCACUCCGCUUGGUCUGUUUACGCGGAACUGUCUCACCGAGAAGCAGAUCCCCCUCCAGCAACCGUGCAGACGAACUCCAGUGAGCCUGCUAACGUGCCAUCUCGCAAACGAGUCUUCUAAAAACACUGUUGCUUUGUAUUGUAGUAGCCAACACCUGCAAUCUAUGUUGAAUGUAUAUGAAUAUACUUUCCCAUUUCUGUUCUUUGAAAAUGUCAGAAGUAUUUUUUCUUUCUCAUUUAUCUUAAACUAAAGGAUUUUACAAAAUCUCUAGACUCGAGUUGCUAAGACCUUUUGUCCUUGUUUGUGUGGGGCAUUUACAGCUUAGUAACUUGGCUGGACGGUAAGAGGUUGUGAAAAUAAAACCUGAUCGUGUUCUCA